Molecule: messenger RNA, 1095 nt
Organism: Polistes dominula (European paper wasp)
Lineage: Eukaryota; Metazoa; Arthropoda; Insecta; Hymenoptera; Vespidae
Product: transcription factor 15
Biological process (GO): developmental process; regulation of transcription by RNA polymerase II
Molecular function (GO): DNA-binding transcription factor activity, RNA polymerase II-specific; protein dimerization activity; RNA polymerase II transcription regulatory region sequence-specific DNA binding
Source: RefSeq, a predicted model, not a curated record
UGAAUUUAUAUUUCUUUUGUUUGUUUAAUCUGAAUAAAUUUGUAUAUAUUUAAGUUAAAUUUUGGUUGUCUUCGUUUGACAAAAACUUUAUUUUUUAAAACACUUAUGUGUGUUCUCUUCUUAUACGUUGUCAUACGAUCCACACGGCCCUGAUCCCCCAUGCACAUGUAUUUCACAUAUGUUCCGUUGCAGCAAGGGUUGGGGUGGGGAUUGGCGGUAACACAUGAGAGGGGACUUCCAUAAACUGGAGGAACUAAAGGAAAUAGGAGUAAUAUUCAUUCAUAAAGGCGUUCUUGCCGCGACUGGACAAGAAUUUAAAAAGUGUUCGACUGAAUUGAAAAAAAAAAUCAUUUAUAUCAUCAUUUUAAAAUAAAUAUUUAAACAAUGAAUACACGUAAAAAAGAAGAAUCAAAUAAACAGCGAUAUCAAGCUAACGCACGUGAAAGAGAUAGAACUCAUAGGUUCACGAUUCAAGAAAAGCAAUCUUCACUGUGCAGCGUGAAUACAGCUUUCAGCGCAUUGAGAACAUUGAUUCCAACGGAGCCUGCAGAUAGAAAAUUAUCCAAAAUAGAAACUCUCAGAUUAGCGAGUAGUUACAUCAGCCAUUUGGGUGCAGUUCUUGUCGUUGGUGCUAUGGAUCAACCUUGUUUACGACUAGAAGAAAGUAGUCGAGUAUACUCAAUGGAUGAUUGGAAUGAUAUGCAAACUAGACCACAAGUUUGCACUUUCUGUCUCGCUACGCAUAAAAAAUAUAACACGAAUGACAAUUCAGAAAUUCUUUCUGAUUAUCAAAGUCAUAACAUGACACCGUAUAUAUUUGUUCCAGGGAAUUCUGCAAAGUGUAUUGAUUAAAAUUAUAUAGAAAGAUAUACAUAUAUUAAAGAAUAUAUUUCUUGUAAAUUUUUUGUAAAUAUAUUAUUAAAUUUCUUAUAUAUAUACAAUAGUAAAAUUCUAUUACAAGAGUCUAUAAUGGGGCUGGUAUACACACCAUAUAUGAUUUAAUAGUUUAUAUGAUCAGAAGUUUAAACAUUUCAUGCAUUUUUGUAAAAAGUAAUAGAAUAAAAUUUAUAUCUAAUAAACUUAAUAUUUAUUGAA